UGGGACGCUGGCGGAAUGUAUGAGGCGGGCUCUUCAGGGAGACCCAGGUGUUGGGACAACGUCCACGGACUGCGGGUCCUUAUCGCCACAGCAUUAUAACACAUCAGCAUAAGCCCCGCUGAGCCAUUUUGGACAGAGGAGGCAACAGGCGGACCGUGCAGCUCGGCUUCUCUCCCCCCGGUCCCCGCUGCUGUGCGUGCAAGGAGCCCACACGGAAGUUGUAGGAUGGCAGCUCUUUUCCAGAAGUUCACAAUGAACACCAGCGUUUUGCUGCUCCUGCUCGCAGCUCUCACCCGUGGACUCGCACAGGGAGAAGCGGAUGCAGCCGAGGAGCUGCAGGUGGAGACCUUGGUGAAGCCCGAGACUUGCUCCGUACUUUCCAGGGUGGGAGACACGCUGCAAAUCCACUACACGGGUAAACUGAUGGAUGGAAAGGUGAUCGACUCAUCACUGUCCCGGGACCCUCUUGUUGUCGAGCUGGGGAAGAAGACAGUUAUUGCCGGUCUGGAACAAAGCUUGCUUGGCGUGUGUGAAGGGCAAAAAAUCAAAGCCACUAUUCCCUCUCACCUUGCAUAUGGAAAGAAAGGUUAUGCUCCUACGAUUCCAGGUGAUGCAGCUCUUGAGUUCGAGGUGGAGGUGAUCUCGCUAACACAGCAGACGCCGUGGCAGAAAAUGGUCAAUGAUGUGUUACCGCUCGUGUGUUUGGCCCUGGUGCCCACUCUGCUCAGCUUGGUGGGACUCUACCUCUACAAAAAGGCCAGCGCCCAGAAGCCUAGCAAAAAGAAGGCAAAGGAUAAGAAGAUCAAGAAGAAAUAAGGA
Molecule: messenger RNA, 819 nt
Organism: Xiphias gladius (swordfish)
Lineage: Eukaryota; Metazoa; Chordata; Actinopteri; Istiophoriformes; Xiphiidae
Gene: fkbp11
Product: FKBP prolyl isomerase 11
Exons: 6
Coding region: 226-816 (196 amino acids)
Biological process (GO): protein peptidyl-prolyl isomerization
Molecular function (GO): peptidyl-prolyl cis-trans isomerase activity
Source: RefSeq, a predicted model, not a curated record